Messenger RNA from Daucus carota subsp. sativus, 2159 nucleotides. RefSeq names its product probable WRKY transcription factor 31. The coding region runs from base 203 to 1906 and encodes 567 amino acids. The record is from RefSeq and is a predicted model, not a curated record. The transcript is spliced from 5 exons. Gene Ontology annotation, biological process: regulation of DNA-templated transcription. Gene Ontology annotation, molecular function: sequence-specific DNA binding; DNA-binding transcription factor activity. Lineage: Eukaryota; Viridiplantae; Streptophyta; Magnoliopsida; Apiales; Apiaceae.
AUACACGUCAAUAUACACACACUCUUUGUCUUAGUCUUAAGUCUUCUCUUCCUUCUCCUCAUCUUCUUUUUAUAUCCCUUCCCAUUGCACCUCUCCAAGACUUCAACCUUCAAAACCUCCCUCUCCCCCAUCUCUCCCAAAUCUCUCCCUCUCUCUCUCCCAAAUCUCUCUCUCUCUCUCCUCUUUUUGGUUUUGAUAUUUUAUGGACAGAGGAUGGGGACUUACCUUGGAUAAUUGCGAUCAGUCAGCUGGAUUUUUCUUGAACAACAACAAGCCGUCGUCAGCUGGAUUUUGUUUGACUCCGAGAAGACCUAAUAUUUCUGUCAACAUGUUUUCGAUGAAUAACACCGGGAAGGACUCUCCGGCUUCUUCACCUUCCGGUGAUAACCGAAAGGCGGUUCCGGGAGAACUGGAUUUCUUCGCUAGCAAGCCAACUAACUAUGAUCAUCAUGAUAACAGUGUUAAUUAUCCUGUUAUGAACAGCAGCAGUAUUGUUGUGAAGCAGGAGAAAUCACACGGUGAAGCCAGUCAAAUGGAUGUAAAUACAGGGUUGCAUCUUCUAACUGCUAACGCUGGAAGUGAUCAAUCAAUGGUGGAUGAUGGGGUGUCGUCAAAUGUGGUAGAUAAGCGAGCUAAAAAUGAGUUAGUACAAAUACAAUCUGAGCUUGAACGGAUGAACAUUGAAAAUCAAAGGUUGAGAGGGAUGCUUAGUCAAGUUACCAAUAAUUAUGCUGCACUUCAGAUGCAUCUUGCCACAAUUAUGGAACAACAAAAUGCACGAGCUGGAAGAACACAAGAACAUGACCAGAUUGCCGAAGAGAAAUUAGAAGAGAAAACGGAUGAUCGGAGUGGUGAUCAAGGACAAAUAGUACCAAGACAAUUUCUUGAUUUGGGACCGAGCAAUCAAGCUCAUUCUUCGUCUGAAGAAAGAACGCAAUCCGAAUCGGGGAUUAAUAAUGUUGAAUUGUCACACAAUGGGAAUAGAAUCAACUCUAUGGGUAAAAGAUUAGGCAGAGAUGAUAGUCCGGAAUCAGAAAGCUGGAAUCCGAAUAAAACUCCUAAAUUGGCUGCUGCUGCUGCUUCGAAUUCUAAUUCCAAGGCUAUUGAACAAGCUACGGAAGCUACAAUGAGAAAAGCUCGUGUAUCGGUUCGAGCUCGAUCGGAAGCUCCGAUGAUUACUGAUGGAUGCCAAUGGCGCAAGUAUGGUCAGAAAAUGGCUAAAGGAAAUCCUUGCCCACGAGCCUAUUAUCGUUGCACCAUGGCUGUUGGUUGCCCCGUUCGCAAACAGGUUCAAAGAUGUGCCGAGGAUAGAACAAUCCUGAUAACAACCUAUGAAGGCACACACAACCAUCCCCUUCCUCCAGCUGCCAUGGCGAUGGCCUCGACGACCUCUGCUGCCGCGAACAUGCUCCUAUCUGGCUCCAUGUCAAGCGCAGACGGAAUCCUAAACCCAAACAUCCUAGCCAGAGCAAUUCUCCCCGUAUCAUCCUCAAGCAUGGCAACAAUCUCAGCCUCAGCCCCAUUCCCCACUGUCACACUAGACCUGACUCACUCUCCAAACCCUCUCCAAUACCAAAGACCCCCCUCCCAAUUCCAGCUCCCAUUCCAGGCUCCCCAAAGCUUCGUAGGCCUCCCCCCAACUCCGCAAAUAUACGGCCACCCGAUCCACAACCAAUCCAAAUUCUCAGGCCUGCAUGUUUCGUCUCAGGACAUGGAAUCAAGCCAGGCUCAUCAGGCGCCACCGCAGUUUCACCAGGCGCAGCCACAGACCUCAUUCGCUGACACCCUCAGCGCCGCCACGGCUGCCAUCACUGCUGACCCCAACUUCACCGCGGCACUAGCGGCCGCGAUCUCGUCCAUCAUGGGUGGCAAUUCUAGUCAUCAGAACAACAACAACAAUCAAUAAUAACAGGAUUUUUCUAGGGGAGUCAUGCACAGCUAGUACAUACUACAUCAUGUCUGUACUUAAAAUUUUCUUUCAUUUGUAUCAAAAUUACUCAUACUUAUCUGUUAAUUAUCAUCCUUUUUUUCCUUCUUAAGGUUGUGUACUUGUAACAUUUUGUUGUUUCCAUGUGUACCAAGAGAAUACACGUUCAUAUGUAGAAAAACAUAGAACUCCAUAGUUCUUUUAUUUAUUUAUGAAUUCGAAUUAUUAGCUC